This is a messenger RNA of Effrenium voratum, 1750 nucleotides long. NCBI's taxonomy places the organism in Eukaryota, Dinophyceae, Suessiales, Symbiodiniaceae. The record is from the annotation of a GenBank genome assembly.
GGAGUUUUCCUGGCCGAUUGGAACGUUUGGGCGGCUUGCGCGUCAUGGAUCAGUUCCAUCAGCACCUGGUGGCCUUGACUGCGGAGUACGAGCGCCUGGCGGCGGAGAACGCGCAGCUGCGGAGCGAGCCGCUGUUUCAGCUCAGGUCCCAAGCAUUCGGAAAGGACCUGCCGGAGGCGCCAGUGGCGCCGGUGACGCCCGUGAAGCCCUUCCACGCCUUCGAGCUCCCGGCGGUGCCAGAGGAGGUCCACCCGCAGAGUCAGAAGAUACCCAGUCCCGAGCCCAAGGACAAGCUAGAGAGAAAGGCGCAGGCGGCCCGGGGUCUGGACGAAGAGGCGUCCACGGAGGAGACGUCCACUUUCCUGCUGCUGCUGGACAUGGUGCCGGCGCUGGUGAUUUUGCUCUCCGCCGCGGUGGCGGGGCUUUCUGCAGACAUCGCGCCGGAACACGAGGUCUGGAAGAUCUUUGAGAUCAUGUUCACGGUCUUCUUCAUCGGCGAGGCUGUUGUGAAGGUGAAGGUCUUCGGCUGGAAGGAAUAUGCCUGCGGCGCGGACUGGUAUUGGAGUUGGUUCGACAUCCUCUGCAUCCUCCUGGCGCUCUUCGACAUGGGGGUCACUUACCUGGGUCCUCUGACCUCCGAGGAUGGCGCGGGGGCGGACACCGGCGCCAUGGGCUCCUUGAAGAUGCUGAAGCUGGCGCGGCUCGGGCGCAUCAUCCGCCUGCUGAAGUUCAAGAUCUUCCAGGAGCUGAAGCUGAUGAUCCAAGGAGUGUUCACUGGGCUGCGGGUGCUGUUUUGGGCAGUGGUGCUGCUGGUGAGUUGCAUGUACCUCUUGGGGGUGGUGACUCGCACUUUGUUCUCCCAGCACGAGGAGUUCGGCUCUGUGCCUGCAGCCAUGUUCACCUCCUUCCGCUGCUUCACAGACGGCUGCGCUGCUUUCGACGGCACGCCCCUGCAGGAGAGGCUGCGGAAGGACUUCGGGGGGGUCUUCAUGUUCGCUUACAUCCUGCUGUUCCUUUUCGUGACCAUCGGCAUUUUCAACCUGAUCAUGGCGGUGUUCAUCGACAACGUGGCGGACGGCAGCACCAAGAAGCGGCAACGCCAGCUGGGUCAAACCGCCCCGAAGACCGAGUGGACCAUCGCUUCCACCCUCCGACACAUCAUCCUCUGCGACGUCCUUCGCAAGGAGGCCGAAGAACAGAAGGAAGGCGGCCGGAGGGUGUCCAAGCUGCUGAAUGAACAGCUGAUGAGCCUCCAGGAGAUGUACGGGUACCGACCCCACACCACAGCGGAGUACGCUCAGCUCACCGACGAGAUCCGGCAGCAGAUGUCGGAGAAGAAUAUCGUGGUGACCAAGGAUGAGUUCAAUCACUGGCUGGCAACGGAGAAAGACCUCAUCGACAAGUUGGACGAGUCCGAGAUCGACAUGAGCUGCAAGUCUGACUUGUUCGAUGUCCUUGACGCCGACCUCAGCGGGGAGCUGGAGUUUGAGGAAAUGGUAGAUGGGCUGCUGAAAUGUCGAGGCCCCGCGUCCAAGACGGACAUCAUCGCGGUUCGCCUGAAGACCGCCCUGCUGGUGCGCAUGCUCAACAAGGUCUGCGAAAAGUUGGGCAUCGACGACCCGUGAGAGACCCGCUGCGACCCGCUGUCCUGAAUUUCCUGAAUUCCAUACCCGGGUCUUUACCUGCUUGACGUUGCCGGCCGUGUUUGUUGUUUCGUUUGUUCUUUCCUGAUUGCUGUUGUUGUUUACUG